Solanum pennellii is the source of this 711-nucleotide messenger RNA. Its product is annotated as protein RKD2-like. The transcript is spliced from 2 exons. Gene Ontology annotation, molecular function: DNA-binding transcription factor activity. Bases 1 to 711 code for a protein of 236 amino acids. The record is from RefSeq and is a predicted model, not a curated record. Lineage: Eukaryota; Viridiplantae; Streptophyta; Magnoliopsida; Solanales; Solanaceae.
AUGGGUGCAGGAGAGUUAUGCUAUGAUGAAAUUGGAAAUGAAGUAAGAAUGUUGAAUGAAAUGAGUGGUGAAUUAGUGGGAAAUAGGAACCAACAAGUGUUGUUUUGUGAUAACAUUAAUCAACAAGAAAUAGUGGCUAAUGAGGAAAUUAUUGCAACGGAAAAAGAGAAGGAUAAUAUUAGAGAGGAGAUUAAUAGUUCAAGAAUGUUAUCACGAGAUGCAAUUUCAAAGUAUUUUUAUAUGCCAAUUACUCGAGCUGCAAAGGAGCUUAAUAUCGGGUUGACACUUUUGAAGAAAAGAUGUAGGGAUUUGGGAAUUAGAAGAUGGCCUCAUAGGAAGUUGAUGAGUCUUCAAACACUAAUCAAGAAUGUUAAGGAAUUGGAGAAGGUGGGAGGAAAUGGUAUGGAACAAAAGUUGAAGGAUGUGAUAAAGCUAUUAGAGAAAGAGAAGAAUAAGAUGGAAGAAAUACCAGACAUGGAACUUGAGGAGAAGACGAAGAGAUUAAGGCAAGCUUGCUUUAAGGCUAACUACAAGAGGAGAAGACUCUUGUGUAUGCCAGAAUUACAUGCUUCUUUUGGUAGUUAUUGCUCUACUACUCCUUCUGUUGAUGAUAAUGUUGCUAUUGGUGAUCAACAUGAAGAAGAUGAUGAAGAGAUUAAGUCUCUUCUUGCUGACUGUUUCUCUUACAAUAGUCCAACGUUGCAUGACUAG